Anopheles marshallii is the source of this 1206-nucleotide messenger RNA. RefSeq names its product RNA 3'-terminal phosphate cyclase (gene Rtca). The record is from RefSeq and is a predicted model, not a curated record. Gene Ontology annotation, molecular function: RNA-3'-phosphate cyclase activity. Gene Ontology annotation, biological process: RNA processing. Gene Ontology annotation, cellular component: nucleus. Lineage: Eukaryota; Metazoa; Arthropoda; Insecta; Diptera; Culicidae.
AUGUUUUGUUGUGAUCGUGGAACAUUGAAAACAUUAAACUCAGCUUGAAAAUAGUUUUGCUGCAGCACUUGUUCAGCCACAAUUAAACGGAUGCACCGGUUAUCAGAAAACCAUCUAUUCGACAUAGAUGGAAGCGUUCUGGAAGGCGGCGGUCAGAUCUUGCGGAUGGCAUUAUGUUUCAGCGUGCUCACCAAAACGCCGGUACGCAUACGCAACAUUCGACAAGGUCGUAAAAAACCUGGACUAGCAGCACAACAUCUGGCCGGUGUGGAGCUGAUGCGUGAGAUCUGCCAAGGCCGGGUGCACAAAGCUGCACUCGGGUCAACGGAGAUCGAAUUUUACCCCGGACACAUCGGACAUGGACGGUUUGUCGGGCACAUACAGACUGCAGGAAGUAUAGCCUUGUUGCUGCAAGCAGCACUACCCGUGGCCAUAUUUAGUGCCGGCCCAGUAACGCUGGAUUUGCGUGGUGGUACAAACACGGAUCUGGCACCACAGGUGGAUUUCUUGACAGAAAUAUUUCGACCCAAUAUGGAACGAUUUGGUGCCAGCUUUGAUUUCGACCUGAUGCGAAGGGGCUACUUCCCCAAGGGCGGAGGACAAUGUGUGGUGGAAGUAAGGCCAGUACAAUCACUACGCCCCAUCAGUUUGGUAGAGGUGGGCACGGUGUGCAGAUUCUUUGGAUGGAGUUUCGUCGCUGGGGUAUUACCGUUGAAGAUUGCACAUGAAAUGUCCAGUGGCGCAAAAUCGAUCCUCAACCAAAUCGCCGGCAGCAGAGCAGACAUUGAAGUUUAUAAAGAAAGUGUAGACAUGGCACCGGAGGGAAACUGUUCGGGUAUCAUUGUCGGCUGUGAAACGAGCACCGGAGCCAUCCUUGGCGGUUCCGCACUCGGUGAGGCAAGGAAGAAAAGUUCGCAAAGUGGCGAAGAAGCAGCACGUGAAAUUCAUAGCGCCCUGUCGGCUGGUGCCUGUGUGGACCGACACGUGCAAGACAUGAUGGUUGUUCUAAUGGCGCUGGCGGACGGGACGAGUCGCAUUCGCACCGAACCAUUGACGAUGCACACCAAAACUGCAAUCUAUGUGACGGAGUUAAUGACGAAGGCUAAAUUUAACAUAAUUGAAGAAGACGGCCGAAAUGUGAUCAUCGAAUGCGUUGGCAUCGGUCUGCGUAAUGUAAAUCUUCUUACUAAUGCAAGAACGCACUGA